Messenger RNA from Lepus europaeus (European hare), 1362 nucleotides. RefSeq names its product forkhead box protein D4-like 1. Gene Ontology annotation, biological process: anatomical structure morphogenesis; regulation of transcription by RNA polymerase II; cell differentiation. Gene Ontology annotation, molecular function: RNA polymerase II cis-regulatory region sequence-specific DNA binding; DNA-binding transcription factor activity, RNA polymerase II-specific. The record is from RefSeq and is a predicted model, not a curated record. Bases 1 to 1362 code for a protein of 453 amino acids. NCBI's taxonomy places the organism in Eukaryota, Metazoa, Chordata, Mammalia, Lagomorpha, Leporidae. The transcript has a single exon.
AUGAACUUGGCGAGCGCUGAGUGUCUUCGCUCCACGCCGCCACGCAGCCUCCGGGGCUCUGAUGGAGAGGAAGGUGAGAUCGAUGUCCUGGGAGAGGAGGAAGAUGAAGACGACGACGAGCAAGACGACGAGGAGGCGGAGGGAAGCCAGAAUUUCCUAGAGCAGCCUCGGCCGCCGGGGCUGCAGGGGGCGCGGCGAGGCGCGGGCGCGCAUCCGGGAGAGCGCACGGAGGGCAGCGGCAACCACAGCGACCUCUCGCAGUUUGGCACCAAGUUCAGAGCACCAACGAGGUCUGUGGCGGCCUUAGGGGAGUCCCCGCAGCCCGCCAAGCCGCCCUACUCGUACAUCGCGCUCAUCACCAUGGCCAUCCUGCAGAGCCCGCACAAGCGCCUCACGCUCAGCGGCAUCUGUGCCUUCAUCAGCGGCCGCUUCCCCUACUACCGCCGCAAGUUCCCGGCCUGGCAGAACAGCAUCCGCCACAACCUCUCGCUCAACGACUGCUUCGUCAAGAUCCCCCGCGAGCCGGGCCACCCCGGCAAGGGCAACUACUGGAGUCUGGACCCAGCCUCCCAGGACAUGUUCGACAACGGCAGCUUCCUGCGGCGCAGGAAGCGCUUCAAGCGUCACCAGCCGCCCGCUGGAGCCCACCCGCACCACCCCUUCCCCUUGCCCGCCGCGCCCACCGCUCUGCAUGGUCCCCACCCGGGCCUCCUGCUUGGGACCCCAGCCCCGCCGCCGCCCGUUCAGGGGGCUUUCCCCACCGCGGUCCCCGGGAGCCGCCCGUGCGCGCUGCUGCACCCGCAUCCCCUUCGCUACCUGCUGCUGUCGGCCCCGGCCUACGUGGACCGUCCGAGGAAGGAGGAAGGCACGGACGCGGCGGCCCCCGGUGGCCUACGGGUGGUGCAACCCUCGCAGGGUUCCCGGCCUUGGGAGGAGGGCAAAGCCCCGGGGUCGCGUUCGGGGGGCGGUUGCACCUCCUUUAGCAUCGAGAGUAUCAUGAAAGGGGUGAGGGGGGCGGGUGCAGGGACAGCGCCCAGCCUGCCGGCGACCCCGUGGAGUUACUGCCAUCUGCUGCAGCGCCCGUCGUGCCUGGUGCACGCCCAGGCCGCUGCCCCGUUGCUGCACGUGUCGGCAGCCGCCGCGGCCGCGCGGACCUUCCUGCAGCAGCAGCAGCAGCAGCAGCGGCGGCGGGAGGAGGAAGAGACCUGCGCCGGCGGCUGCGUUCCCAGCGACGGCGCGGCCCUGGGCCGGCACCUGUCGGCAGCCGCGGCGCUGCUGGAGUGUCAGCGCGCGGAAGAGGGUUCGAGACUGAUGUCGCUGGCCGCUCCUUCCGGCGGGGAGGGGACCUCGCCGGCGUUCUGA